CACACAGAUAGUACGCACACUAGCGCCCGUUGCGGCGAAUACUGAACGCGUUGCUGUCACUCUUGUCAAUAUAACAAAUUAUGACAUUGUGAUAUUUGUGUUUAUCUAUCAUUAUCCCACGGAAAUACAUUUAAAUAUUCAAGAUGAAUAUCAAAGCAGCGCUGGCCGUGACUAUGGUCUUCGUUGGAUGUUGUUCCAACGUAGUCUUUCUAGAAAUGGUUGUGAAAGAAGACCCCGGAGCGGGGAACCUCGCCACGUUCCUUCAGUUCCUCUUAAUAGCGUCCAUAGGAUUUUGCACCGUCGGGAAAUUUGGGACUGCUAAAAGGAAUAUUCCCUUCAAACAAUACCUCAUACUAGUCGGAUUCUUCUGGACGAGCAGUGUUGCCAACAACUACGCCUUCGACUUCAACAUAUCCAUGCCUUUACACAUGAUCUUCAGAGCUGGAUCGUUAAUGGCCAAUAUGGCCAUGGGCGUGUGGAUUCUUAAAAAGAAAUAUUCAUUUUUGAAAUAUUUAUCAAUUUUUAUGAUCUCUGCUGGCAUAGCUAUUUGCACUAUCCAAUCAAGUGGCGAUGUGAAAGCGCCAAGAGAGACUCAUGAAGAUGCAGCGGAAGAAGAAAGGUUGAAAUUCAUUGAUUGGCUGUGGUGGUGUCUGGGAAUAGCCAUUCUGACAUUUGCUUUAUUCGUAUCAGCCAGGAUGGGCAUUUUUCAAGAAUCUUUGUACUCAAGACACGGAAAACAUCCUUGGGAAGCGUUAUAUUAUACACAUUUGUUACCACUUGUGUUUUGGCUUCCCACGGCAUCGAAUUUGAUUGGUCAUGUCAAGUUGGCGACGGAAACCCCAUUGGUUGAAUUUCUAGGCUUCAUUUUGCCAAGACAAGUGUUGUGGCUCAUAUUGUAUGUGUUGACACAAGGACUGUGCAUUAGUGCUGUGUACGUUUUGACAACUGAAAGUGCGUCUUUAACUGUCACUUUGACGGUGACGUUGAGAAAGUUUGUGUCAUUAUUAUUUUCUAUCGUGUAUUUUAAAAAUCCAUUUACUGUGGGCCAUUGGGUCGGCACGUUCUUAGUAUUCUUAGGCACAAUGAUAUUCACUGAAUUGCUACAGAAGUGUGUAGCAUUAUUCUUACCGAAAGAAGAAGAAAAGAAGAAGAAGAAAUAAAGCGUAUUUCGGACUAGCUCAAUUUUUAAUAAUGUAUACGUUAUAUGAACUUAUUUCUAAGCGAAUGAUUGUUAUAUUUUGUUACAUUAUGUAAAAUGAAAUCAAUGGAAUUAUUUUGGAAUUAUUUUGAAUUAC
Messenger RNA from Plodia interpunctella (Indianmeal moth), 1295 nucleotides. It is a transcript of the gene Efr, whose product is annotated as ER GDP-fucose transporter. Gene Ontology annotation, molecular function: UDP-xylose transmembrane transporter activity; UDP-N-acetylglucosamine transmembrane transporter activity. Gene Ontology annotation, cellular component: Golgi membrane; endoplasmic reticulum membrane. Gene Ontology annotation, biological process: transmembrane transport. The transcript has 2 exons. Lineage: Eukaryota; Metazoa; Arthropoda; Insecta; Lepidoptera; Pyralidae. The record is from RefSeq and is a predicted model, not a curated record. The coding region runs from base 144 to 1160 and encodes 338 amino acids.